Gossypium arboreum is the source of this 633-nucleotide messenger RNA. RefSeq lists its product as uncharacterized. Gene Ontology annotation, cellular component: ribosome. NCBI's taxonomy places the organism in Eukaryota, Viridiplantae, Streptophyta, Magnoliopsida, Malvales, Malvaceae. Gene Ontology annotation, molecular function: structural constituent of ribosome. The record is from RefSeq and is a predicted model, not a curated record. Gene Ontology annotation, biological process: translation. The coding region runs from base 149 to 454 and encodes 101 amino acids. The transcript has 3 exons.
UAUUUGUUAACAAUUUCCUUUUAAAAUUCCCGACCCACCCUCUUUUCGCACAUCCCUGCUGCCAAACAAACCCCUCUCCACUAUCGCUGUUAACUCUCUUCUUGCUCUCAACUUUCCAAUAGCCCAGGAAAUUGAAUAAGCAUUAAGUAUGAAGGUGCGAGCAUCAGUGAAAAAGAUGUGUGAGUUCUGUAGAACCGUUAAGCGCCGCGGACGGGUAUAUGUACUAUGCACUUCCAACCCUAAGCAUAAGCAACGACAAGGCAUUUCCACAUUUGCUUCUGAAGGCACACUGCCCCCUGCGACGGCAGAGACAAAUGUCAAGCAUCCAAUCAUUCCCAGUUACAGCAUGCGGCCAGGACUAGCAUCCCUUAUUCCUAAAAUGCAAGAGCCGUCUUCAUCGAUUAUUGGGUGGAGGGCUAACCUGGCAUCUCUCAUAUUCAAACGCUGCAAUUAGGGAAACCACAAAAAGAGAUACAUUACAGUCGCCUACUUAAUAUUCAACUGAUUCUGCGGGAACUAGGAUUCUAUGAUUUUGUUUUCAAUUGCAAUUAUAUUGAGUAGUGAUGAUACAUUUGGAGCUAUGUUUGGUGUUUUGUUUGAUCAUGAUGCUAUACAUGAUGUUGCAUUCCUAAA